CGAUCUGCUGCGGACUCACGAACAUCAUGAAGCUCGAUACUUUAUCCACUAUUCUUACGUGUGCCCCGUUACUACUUCUUCUACAUGGAAGCUCAAGGUCAACCGUGCUCGCAUCGCCAUACAGUGACAACGAUUCUGGCAGGCGCAUCAUAAAUGGACAGCAAGCCAAUCCCGCAGAUUUUCCAUUUUUGGUGAGACUCGUCGCGGACGGAAAUCUCUGCGGCGGCAGCAUAAUAAGCAACUACUGGAUCGUCACUGCGGCUCACUGUAUAGUCAGGGCUAGAUGUCAGGCAAUAGAAAUAUACCGUUCUAACUGGCAGCUUGGUCAGCCACCGCAGAUACACGCUGCUCAAUGCGUGAUCCACCCCCAGAACGACCCGAGACGGUACGCCUUCGACGUCGCCCUCAUAAGAACCGUGGAAGACAUGGUCAGCGGUGGACUUAAAGCGAUCACCCUUACGCCACCAGGCACCCGUUACCCCCCUGGCACUCCGGCCACCGUCGUGGGCUGGGGUAAGAUAGGAUACAACGCAUAUCCCCAAACUCUUUUACGCGGACAGUCGGUCCUUGUGCCCUGGGACGUGUGCAAUGCCCAAUUCAAGGCUGGUUCGCUUCGUUGCAGCGGCAACCCGAACUGUAACAUUGAAGAUAUACCGAACAGAGUAUUGUGCGCCCGGGGCCAAGGGCAAGAUCCGCAAAGUAUGUGUGGCGGAGACUCUGGAGGACCUUUAAUUAUUAACGGGGAACUAGCAGCGAUCAACACUGCUUCAAUGUACGGCAGUCGGCCCAUAUUGACUGCAGGAUGUGUACUUGGGACUGCGACGAUGCACACCAGUAUCGUUGACUAUCUACCAUGGUUGUUUUCUCUUGUUGACCCUAGCGUCAAUACAGCAGGGUUUCCGGUGGCUCCAGAAUCCAGCACCACUUUGCCCGUCGAUGGUUGAGGCAUAUUUUCGGGCCAAUUGGCAACUCGCCAUCGAGUGUUGGGAAACAAAUAAAAAUUCAAGUAGUGAAUGGCUUUUCAAAUUUUCCACACUUACACACGAUGAUGGGUUUACUUUGUUCAACCAAAUAAAUACACGGGAAAAUUCCGA
This is a messenger RNA of Neodiprion fabricii, 1094 nucleotides long. Its product is annotated as tryptase delta-like. Lineage: Eukaryota; Metazoa; Arthropoda; Insecta; Hymenoptera; Diprionidae. Gene Ontology annotation, molecular function: serine-type endopeptidase activity. The transcript is spliced from 2 exons. Bases 27 to 944 code for a protein of 305 amino acids. The record is from RefSeq and is a predicted model, not a curated record. Gene Ontology annotation, biological process: proteolysis.